Drosophila persimilis is the source of this 543-nucleotide messenger RNA. RefSeq lists its product as uncharacterized. The record is from RefSeq and is a predicted model, not a curated record. The coding region runs from base 1 to 405 and encodes 134 amino acids. The transcript has 2 exons. Lineage: Eukaryota; Metazoa; Arthropoda; Insecta; Diptera; Drosophilidae.
AUGGCCGCCAUCCAGAAAACUGUGUUCGCCAUCGUGUGCCUAUGCCUGGCCUUUAACGUGGUGUUGGGCCAGCAGCAGCCCGCCAAUAGCUCGGACUCCGACUCGGAUGUUGCUGAGAGCCGCACGUUCGGCCACCAUUUCCUGCGCCGCAUCAGCUUCGCUCUUGUGCCCGGAGCCUUCGUGGUGGGCGUGAUCACCACCCUGCUGGCGGCCCUGACGGUCGUCUCCAUGAAGGGACUGGGAGUGGGCGUCAUCCUGCUGGUGCUGGCCAUCGGACAGAUGCUGUCGCGAGCCCUGCCGGUCCAGGCAGCCGCCUAUGCUGCCGCACCCGUGGCGGCUCCAGUGCCCGUCGUCUACUCGCACUCGCACACCCAGCAGCCCGUCUGGCUGGAGAAGGAGUGGUAGAGAUGGGAUCCAUACGGCGCUCGAAUGGGGCCAAAGAUCGAGAUCAGGACGAGAAAGCGAGCUGGUAGCAGGCCAUGUUUUACCUCAAUCUCAGCGAGCAUGCAACCAAAUAAUAAUUUAAGACUAGUUUAAAUUAUU